Messenger RNA from Penicillium brasilianum, 949 nucleotides. The record is from the annotation of a GenBank genome assembly. NCBI's taxonomy places the organism in Eukaryota, Fungi, Ascomycota, Eurotiomycetes, Eurotiales, Aspergillaceae.
CGCCGACAAACGCGUUUCCAGCCCAGCAGCCCACCACCCCUCGCUCACAGUGGCCAGCGCUGGGAUCGCGAUUCAACCAAUGUGCCAAAAUGUCCUACUAUGACAUUGAUUCCAUUUUGACGGAUGCCCAGAAACUCCCCUGCACGUUUGAGUUGGAAGUCCCCGGACUGGGAAUCCUAGAGGGAAAUCCAGGUGAAGAUAUCAAAGCAGGGACCCGCAUCGAUCUGCCAUUAUGGCUGGGUGAAAUGCUUUCGAUCGGCGCGCGACUAGGGACGUCCCGCCUGGUUACGCUCGAUAUGCCGGACGCGCUGGCGGAGCGGGUAAUCAAUGCGCUCAAGGCCGAUCCUCGGACGGUUGAUUUGCGUGCGUUGGCGCCGCAUUUUUAUACGUUGAGCGAGCGGAUCUUGGAGAUUUUUGAAGAGGAGGAGAUGGUUGAUGUCUUGAUUGAUACCUUUAAGAAGCGGGCAGCCGAAAUUUCCGACCACGCCCACAAUCCACGAGGUGCGGUCGGUGAAGGCGUGGAUUUUCUGCGUGGCCUUGAUGAGAGUGAAAGGCAGUUAUUCCGUGCAGCCCAUGAUCGGGCGAAGGAGGUGCGAAUUUGGGCUGGAGAAGCAAAGAAAAAAUGAUACUGGAAUAUGCCGUACGGGCUGUACGAAGUACGGAGAAGUGACAUCGUAUCCAAGGAUGGGACUGGUCAACUCGGGCUGAGCUGUGCUCGUCCAUUUGAGUUGUGACCCGGUGGCUGAUAAUGAGAUCUAUCGUGCGGGGAACGGGAUAGAGAAUCAAUGACAUGACCUACCAUAAAUGCCUGUUUCCGGUCGGCAAAUGCUAUACUGGAGGAUAUCAGUAUCCCGGUUUAAAGCAAUUCAGCCACAUCCCGAGACUGAGUGGCAUUAUCAUAUUGUCGCAGAUUAUCAGACAGUCCCGAUCUCAAUGCUCCGCCGUUAUC